AUGGUGUUGCACAUUCCGCCUUCUGGGCGGCUCUUGAAGCGGUUGUGGAGCGAAACGGAGGCACGAGACAGCCGCGUAGAGAGACUUGCCCAUUUGCGAGAAGAAAACGCUCUCAAGCAAGUGCGCGUGCCAAGCGACAGCGCUCGUCUCCUCCUGGGCACCCUUUUGGCAGCCGACAAUCGACUCUGGGCAGACGCGACGCUUGCCACUUGCCCCUGCAUCUCCUCUCUGGAUUGGGUUUUCAGUCGACUGCUCGAGAACCUGCCGGAAGGCGAAAUCGAGGGAGAAAAGUCUCGCUCCGGCUGGCGACGCUUCUUGACGCCCUUCGCUGCGUGCCCCGCCGCUCCUCCGGUCAUGUCCGACGGUCUGCCGCGUGCCAGCAUCGCGCGCGCUCUUCGUUACCUCGCCCACCUUCUCCUUCGGCCUCUGGACGAGAGCCUUCUGCAGCCUUCUUUCCUUCCCCCGCCCUUCUCUGAUCGCGGAGACGCCGAGGCCCCGUGUCCCUGUGCAGGCGUGUCUCCCUUCCUCAACGCCUCGCAGUGUCGGCCAGGCACAAAGAGAGAGGCAGAAGUUUCAUCGGCCGAGGAAGGCAGUGGCGCGUGUAUGUGGCAAGAGGGCCAGAGUCUGGCGCUGCGCCACGUUUUUUCUAAUUGGCUGCAUGCGCUCAUCACUGAGGAAGUGGACGUCGCAGAAAAGCGAGAGAAAACGCAGUUCGCUCUCUUGCAUACGGAGCCCGAGGAGAUGCCCUUUCUUCCUCUUCACCUCGAAGACGGUGAAGACGAGGACGCGGACUUCAACGUGCUCGCCUCGUGGCUCGCCAACGGGUCGCCCCUUCGCUCGCCUCUUCUUUCUUCUCUCGUGGCUGGCUCUUCGCUCUCUUCCGAUGCACUUCUUGAAGACCCCGCACUGCAGCGGUGUGCGGUUCGCGAGCUGAGGCAACUGCUCGCCUUGUCUUUCAUUCGCUACGUUCUCGUUCUCGCUUCACCGCCCUCGUCCGGGCCUCCGGCCACUGCGUCUUCCUCGCGUCCUUCGUUUCGUUUCGGGGCCGAAGACGCGGGCGAGCGUGUCCUGAGAGAGAAGAGCGAGAUGCGAAAACGGGGCGCAGAGGAGACAGCGAACAAACUCGCGCUUCUCCUUCUCUGCGAAACACCGAACGUGCCCAGAUGGUCGGUCCCCGCUCAACGCUUAUGGCUUGACGCGCUUCGUCUGCUGUCCCUGCAAGGACGUCUUCGCGCUGCGCUCGGCGACGGAGACGCAGCUGCUGCUCGCCAGAUUCUUUCGCAACCUUCUUCUCUCCUCAUGUCUUCCGCGUCGUCUUUGUCGCCUGCGCAGUCUUCCCUUCGUCGUCUGUCGCGUUCAGCCCUGACGUUCACUGACUCGAUUCGAGGGGAAAUGCACAAGAGACACCCCAGCAAAGCGACGUCUCUACCCGUCUUCUCUUCCUACUCUCCCCCCCUCAGUGACUCGUUGCUCUUCACCCUUCAGUCGCUCCUUGUCUCCUCACCCGUGGCUGCUGCAAGCUGCCUCAUAGUCUGUCUCAAGGCUCUGAGGGAUAUUGUCAAAGACCAAUCUGAGGCGGAUCCACGGCUCGAGAGAAAACGAAAAGCGCCCUCUUGGUCGCCGCCGUUCUCCUCGGGCUUCUCCUCUGUCUUGGGAAAAGAAAUAUACGACGCGGGGGGACAUCCCCUUCCACCCGCGGCGUCUCCUCUCUCGCCGCGCGUGUCUCCGAUGUCUGUUCCGCUACUUCCGCCAGCUUUCUUGCACUUGGCCGGCACUGUGCUCGACUCUCUCGCUUCCUCUCUGGUGUCGCCAGUGCCUGCUCCGGAAGCGGAGAAGACAAAGGGUGAAAACGAGAAGAACGGGGGACAGGGCAGACUCCAUUCCCUUCUUCUCGCUCUUCGUCUUCCGCGUUUCACUGCGAAAGCACAGGAAGAGAAAGAGACCGAAGCUCGUGGCGCGGGCUCGCAAGAAGAGGAAGAACUGCCUCCGUGGCUCUCAGGCACAGAGAGAUCCUCUGCAAGCGCUCUGGUCCCGUUUUUUCUUGCUGAGAAACACAAACAGAAAGAGAGUGCAGAGCGGCAACACGGGACACCCGCAGCUGAAGACAAGAGAACGAAAGGCAACAGGGAGAGCGACGACGCGGCCCUUUCGGCGUCCCCGUCUCCGUCUCGCUUCUCAACGAAUCUCCUAUUCCUCUUCGCCGCCUUCCUCUGCGCGAUCGUGGAGAGCUCGCCGUACCUCACCAGCCCGCUCCACUCUCAACUCCUCGAUUCCACCUGUUUGCCACUCUCGGGCGACGACAACGCGUCUGUUGCUCACUCUGCGUUGCCGCUCGCUCCCGCUCCUCCCACGCCUUUCACCUCUCCGUCUGGUGCGUCCUCUGCUCUGCUCCUCCGGCCGUCUCCUUCCCUGCCGUUUUCCACAGUCUCUGCCCGAGCUGCGCUCGAGAGUGAAGUCGCUUCCUCGCUCGCUCUCGGCUUUGAUUCGCUGCCUUUUCUUCUCUCAGGAGCUCGCGGUGAGGAAACCACAGGGGCAGAAGCAGACGUCGGGCGCGCCUUCAUUCGCUUCGCGCUGCGCGUCGGCGAUCUUAGGCAAUACGAGGUCCAGACGAAGGCGGCCGGGGAGCGACCGGCCGCAGACGAAGGCGAAGGGAAACGGGAGGGACACCUUCCUCGCCACGGCGUUGCCUACGAGGAGAGACAAGGAGACUGGACACAGCCCGUUCGCCACGCUGUCCGCGUUUGGAUGGCCCCACAAAGCUUGGCCUCACGCCAUUUUACCGCCUGGGCGGAAGAGACACUCGCAGGGGCUCUUCAGGGCAUGCAGCUGCUGCUCCUGGAAGACCUGAUUGAAUGGCCCGCCCGCCAAGCGGCAGAUGCGUUUUUUGAUUGGGACCCUGAUUCGAUUCUUGCGCAGACUCUCGCUUUGUUGGAAACUCCGCCGCCUCCUCCGUCGUCGUUUGUAUCUCUCACUCACAUCCCGAAACGGACAGCAGCCUCAGCUCUGGCGUCGUCUUUGCCAUCUUCCGCUCCAUCUUCUCCGUCUCUUUCUACUUCUUCUCCUUCCUCUCCACCUCUUCCUUCUCCGCCUUCUCCAUCUUCUCCGUCUCUUUCUACUUCUUCUCCUUCCUCUCCACCUCUCCCUUCUCCGUCUUCUCCGUCUCUUUCUACUUCUUCUCCUUCCUCUCCACCUCUUCCUUCUCCGUCUUCUUCUCCUUCCGCUCAUUCUUCUCCAACUUCCCUUCUUUCGUCCGUCGCGCACUUCUGGCCAUGGCCUGCUGUCGCGACAGACGAAAAGCAGACGUGGGAGGCGGAACGGCCGUCUUCACAGAGAUCGGAGGAAGGAGAGCGUGGAGCUGUGUGCGCUCGACUGCCUUCUUCCCCGUCCUUGCCUCUCUGCACGAAGAGUGAAGAGGCCGAACUCGAAAAAAACGCAACGUCGGGCGCCUCGCUGUUUGCUUUUCUCGCAGAGGGCUCCGGCGCUCGCCCUUGGGAAAAGCGAAGAGAACGAGACACGGGGAGCUGUCCUGUUGCGCAUCGGGCGACGCAGCCCCGAGGAGAGACGCACAGCGAGACCAGUCGGAAAGCAGGCUCUCUUGGCGAGCUGCGGAAUGUCUGCGGAGUAGAGAAGACAACGGAAGAAGGGGAAGAAGAGGCGGUGAAAACAGAGCAUGCGGCACGUCGAAGGGAAGGAAACGAAGCAGAGAGAACGGAGCCGCGUUUGUGGCGGCAUGGACAAGGAGAGAAAGCAACGGAGGGAGACAGAGAGGAGGACGGGACACCCGCGGGAAACAGAGCGCCAUCAGCGUUCGCGGGAUCCCCACAGACCCUCGCUGCCUUCGCUCCUCGGUCCUCUUCCGGUUCUGCCCAGCCUCUCUCUGCCUUUUCCUCUGCGUCUUUCCGGCCUGACCCGUCUUCUCCCGGCAUUCGCCUCGAGGUUGCGCCGACGCUGCCGCUUCAGGUUCGCGACCGCGAGAUGCUCUUUUCUCUGCUUGUGGGCGACGAGCGACAGGCCGCUCUUCGCCAACUCGCUCUCCUCUCUUGCUGUCCUCUCUCGUUUCCGCAUCAGCAGCUGUGGCGCGCCGGUGCCUACGACGUCCUCCUGCUGCUCGCCGGGAAGACUCUCGAUGCGCUCCUGCGGGACACGCACGCGUUGGAGCUGUACACCUUUCGCUCACCGGAAACGGUCUCGACAUGCGGACGAAAAGGAUGGAGAGGCGAUGCGCUCCACACAUCAGCGUGUGGACCUGUUACGAAACAGGAGGCACGUGAGAGACAGAGACGAGCAGACGACAGAGGCGACCUAUGCAGGCACGAGAGCGACUGCCCUGGAGGCCGUGGACUGGACAAGGCGUCGCCUCCAAAAACCGUUCCUCUCCCUGACGCGCUUCCUCCUUUGUCUGCGGAUUCUUCCCCUCUCUCGGCCCGGUCUUCUCAACCGUCGUCCUCCCCUUUGGCACCUUUCUCUCUGUCUGCCUGUGUGACAGAAAGAGAGGGGGUAAGAGACGCCGCGAGGGAACCUCGGCUCGGCGGCGUGUACCCGCUCGCAGAGGAGUCGGAGACAGAGGAGAACGGAGUUCGCCCCACAUUCUCGUUUUUGACCUGGGCACCUGCGCGGUGGCUUCCGUCUCUCUUUGGAGAAGGCGGAGAGGCACCGACAGCCGGGAUGGAGACACUCAAGGAGACGCCGGGGACUGAGAAAGCUGCUGAGACACGGGUCCGUCCUGAGGCGCCGAAAGAGAGUGAAAACGAGAAUAAGACGAAAGAAGAGAAGGCGUUUCUCGUAAGCGUCGAAAAAACGCGGACGGAACGGCUGGAGUUGUGGCAGGAGCUCCAGUGGAUGAUUCGCACGAUCGCCAACAGCGCCGCAGCCGCGGACUCGCCCCUCGUGGCGUCGGUCCGAACUCAGACUGCGUGGGAACAACUUCUUCUUCAAAUCGUCCACGAGGUGUAUGUACACCCGGCGCUGCUGUCUCCCGUUUUCUACACUUUGCGCCAUCAACUUCCCCCUGUCACUCUGCGUUUAUCUGCCCCCGGCCUUGUUUAUUAUGAGGCGGUCAGAGCUCUUCACAAUCUGCAGUCUCAGGCGCGCUCUCCGCCGGCGAUGCGGCCUGUUUACCUCGGCUGCGUCUAUCCGUUUUCUCUUCCCGACGAAUGCCACACCAUCCUCGAUCCUCUCCUUCUCUUGCCGCCGCCUCAUAGUCCCGUCCGUCCGUUGUCUCCGGCUGCAGUGUCUCUGUGGGAGCGGAGCCAGCGGGAUUUGUGUCCCGGGUCUGGCGAAGCGAUUCUUCAGCCGCAUCUGCCGACUUUUCACCUUACUCGCGGACAGCUUCGACGCCUUCUCGCGGAGCUUCAUUUCUUCCGUCAACACGGCCACAGGCCGGAUGCAGAUUCCCCUCAUCUCUCUUCGUCUGGUUCCUCGCCUGCCGUCGCGUCUCGCGACGCGUCUCCUCGGUCGCUGAGUCAGCCUCCGGGGGGGACGGGAGACGGAGACGAGACCCCACGAGCGCACCGCGGCGGGGCGAGAGCAAGAGGAGCUGACAGUUCGCUCGGUUGUCUCUCGUGCCACUGUCCACCAGACUGUCCCUGUUGUUUCUACUUUUGUGCAGCCCAUCACCUGGAAGACUGUCGACAGCGCAGAGACUGCCUGGAGGGAGACGCGGGUGAAGGAACGGGCGGAGGAGGACAGAGCGACGCUGAAGCAGAGAGCGAGCGAACGGGGCGCCGGGGUCGGGAAGAAGAGUACGAGAAGAAGUACUGCGGAGAGCGAGGCCAGUUCAGUCCCGGAAGGAGAGAAGGAGAGAGGCGACUGACGGACGAGCAGACAGCAGGAAAAGAACAAGUCGCGGGCAAGGCGCCCUUCGUCGUCUUUCUCCACGGCUUGCGAGGGAGCGCGUGGAGGACGUGGCGGUGCAGCAAAUGCCGAGACGAAGUUCUUUUCCCUGCAGAUGGAGGCGCAUUGCAGACGCCGGAAGAAGCCGUCGCGCAGAAGCCGGCUUCCCCCCGCGCGUUCGUUGCGCCUGCCGGGUCCUCAGAGCACGAGGAGAGAGAAGUGGCGGGCAAAGGAGACCAAGCGCGCGACAGGCGCGAAGGGUCGCAAGACCGAACGGUGUCGGGGACUUCCCUCGCCCCGACCUGCACGUGCCAAAUGCGGGAGGCACGCGGGUCCGAAACAGGGGAACGGACGCCAGAAGAGAAAGAAAUCCAGUCCUUCAAUUCCUACUUUUACCUCUGGCCCCGGCAACUGUUUGCCAGACUCUUCCCGGAGUGCGCUGUCAUCGCCAUUGACUACCCGGCCCCGCUGUUUCGAGAACAGCCGCCGUUUUACCGCCAUCCUGCAGGCCGAGACGAGAAAGGGGACUGCCUGGACGAAGACCCGAGGGUGUGGAACGGCUUUUCUCUCCAUGGGCAAGAAAGUGGAAACGGAAGAACACCGUCAGCGGAGCCGAACCAAGAGCAGCCCGCUUUUCCCGAUCGUGGUCUCACGCGCUCUCUCGACACUCAUCUGCCGUCAUCCCCUGCUUCUCUUUUGCCUCGUGGUUUUUCUUCGUCAGUCCUUCCGGCCUCUUCGCCCUCGUCUCUGGCUUCUCUGCAGUGGCCGACAAAGCAAGAGGAACUCCGCAGGAGCGCGGAAAAAGAAGAUAACUGGUCAUCUCCGUCCUCUUCUCCCUCCGCUCCUCUCUCCCCUUCUUCCUCGCGGCUGCGUCGCUCUACUAGCAGCAGCUUCUUAGAGGGCGGCUCUGCGGAGGGCGUGACGCUCAAGCAGCUUGGCAGAUGCGCGCUGGAGCAGUUGAACGCGGCAGGAGUGGGAGUGGAAGAUCGGCCCAUCGUUUUCGUGGCGCACUCGAUGGGAGGCCUGCUCGCGGAGUUCCUCAUUCUCCACGACGAGGGCAUACGAAAAAAUACCCAAGCGAUUCUCUUCUUCGCUACUCCGCUUGAAGGUUCACCCCUCGCUGAGGGCGACUGGGUGCGCGUCCUGCGAGGCUUUUUCCCACGAUAUGUCCAGCAGCUGGGUCCAGGAGACUCUUACCGUCAGGCCCUCUCCAGCGCCUUCCAGACGCUUCUUCACUCACCCAAGGGAGAACACAUUCGCGUUGCGGCCCUAGGCGAAGUCCGAGUCACGAAACUCCCCUACCUUGGCAGAAGCACACUGAUUGUGCCUCCGCGGUCCGCUAUGCCCAGUUGGCUGCCGGCCUCUCCGCGCGUCCUGGUCGACGUGGACCACACGCAAGUCUGCAAGCCUGCGACGCCUGCCGACGUGCGUUUUCGCGUCCUCGCAGAUUUGCUGAACGAGGUGAAGGACGAGCAGAAAGCGGCGAGAAAGCGGCGAAAGGCGAACGGACAGGAGGGAGGAAGCGAAGCAGAGAAGAGCAGGCGCGGCGGGGCGCAGAAGACGUGCGGAGACACGAGAGCAGGGGGGGCUGAAGGCAAAUAG
Molecule: messenger RNA, 7434 nt
Organism: Neospora caninum
Lineage: Eukaryota; Apicomplexa; Conoidasida; Eucoccidiorida; Sarcocystidae
Exons: 7
Coding region: 1-7434 (2477 amino acids)
Source: RefSeq, a predicted model, not a curated record